Molecule: messenger RNA, 1017 nt
Organism: Talaromyces amestolkiae
Lineage: Eukaryota; Fungi; Ascomycota; Eurotiomycetes; Eurotiales; Trichocomaceae
Exons: 2
Coding region: 1-1017 (338 amino acids)
Molecular function (GO): hydrolase activity
Source: RefSeq, a predicted model, not a curated record
AUGGCGACAACCUCCAUUCAAAGCGAGCUCAUACGGGUUCCCUACAAGGAAGUCGAUGGUACGGAAAUCCCGACGGAUGUCCACAUACCCCUCGGAAAAGCGACAGGCGACCAUGAGCUUGCACCAGUCCUCAUAAUGUGCCAUGGUGGCGGAUUCAUCGUAGGCUGGUCCCGUAUGAACAAUGCGGACACAAUCGAGGACUGUCUGGAACGAGGCUGGAUUGUGCUAUCCAUUGAAUAUCGACUAUGUCCUGGAGUCGACCUCUUACAGGGACCGAUUACUGACGCCCGAGAUUCUCUACGUUGGGUUCAAACUGGUGGGCUAGCUACAGCUCUGGAGAAGGCGUCCAUUUCUAUAAGGCCUGACCCCUCACGCGUCAUGGCUAUGGGCGCGUCAGCCGGAGGUCACUUAGCGCUGAGUAUGGCUUGGGGCGUCGAAAAGCCACCUCUAGCAAUUCUCGACUUUUAUGGCCCUACGAUGUUCGAUGACCCGUUCUGGCUUCGUCCGGUCGAAGAGGUUCGGAGCAGGCUGCCAUCGAUGCUGCCAGAUUCUGCAUUUGAGCAUUUGUAUCAAGAAAAAACAGUCUUCCUGGGCGGCAUCUCUCUUGAAGGUCAGCAAGAUAUAGCCGACGAUACGCGCAGUGUGCCAAUGCAGCCUAAUCUCAAUGACAAGCGCCAGCUUUUCGCAAUGCAAGCUAUUGCGCAAGGAAAGGUACUAGGGUCUAUAUGGCCGGCAUUCCCGAAUGACUUGGAUAUUGUCGACCCAGCGCGAAAUGUACACAAGAAUUGGCCUCCAACGGCUAUAGUGCAUGGGACUGCGGAUACCAUGGUACCUAUGUAUUUGAGCCAGGCCUUUGAAGGCUUAUUGAAAGAGCAGGGGGUUGAAACUGAAUUCAUUGAAGUGGAGGGUGAACCGCAUACAUUUCUCGGAAAGAUGGUGAAAGGCUCUAAGACUUGGGAAACUCAGCGUAGAGGAUUUGACUUUCUGGAGAGAAUUUUGAAACUGAGUUAUGCAUAA